Molecule: messenger RNA, 1002 nt
Organism: Cinara cedri
Lineage: Eukaryota; Metazoa; Arthropoda; Insecta; Hemiptera; Aphididae
Source: the annotation of a GenBank genome assembly
AUGCCAGAUACCACAUCCAAAAAGUUCGCAUACGCUGAUAAUNCCUUACUCUACUCGAAAAUUUUUUCAAAAAAUGGAGACUCCGACCAAACCCUUCAAAAACAGUAGUAACAGCGUUCCAUCUUAAUAAUAAAGAGGCCAAUAGAGAAUUAACAGUACAUUUUUGUGGGGACACCAUCCGUAAUAGCAAGCUACCAGUAUAUCUUGGGAUAACAUUAGACCGAGCCUUCAUAUUCAAAGCACACCUACAAAAGGUGGCAGCAAAAAUCAAGACAAGAAAUUCACUUAUCAAUAAACUGGCCGGCACAAUAUGGGGUUCAUCAACACAUAUAUUGCGAACCUUAACUUUGGCGCUGACUUAUUCUGUUGCAGAAUAUUGCGCACCCGUCUGGGAAGGUAGUCAGCAUUGUAGUCUAAUAGACGUACAACUGAGAAAGGCAUUGCGCAAAAUUACUGACACCGUUACGCGUACCAAUAACCAAUGGCUCCCAGUACUUGCUAACAUUGAACCACCUCACUUACGAAGACAAAAUUACGUACUCAGAGAAAAAGAGAGAAUCAGCAAGUACCCAGACCUCCCGAUCCAUGAAGAUGGACUAGAAAACCCAAAACUAAAGUCACGGAAGCCUUUUUUGAUGAGAACCAACGAAAUUGUCGACACAAAAAAACUCAUACCAGAUACAUGGCAAGAAGAAUGGGCAAGAAAAAAAACCUGGGGAAGGUGCACAUCUCGAGAGCCCACAUAACCUAAUAGCCGGAAUGAACCAAUCGAGGAAAAUAUGGACCAGACUAAAUCACACAAGAACUAGACAAGGGAGAUGUAAGGAUUUAAUGCAUAAAUGGAAACUGAAAAACGACCCAAAUUGUGAUUACGGAGAAGGUGUACAGUCAAUGAGACACAUAAUCGAAGAAUGCUCGUUAAGGAAGUACGAUGGAGACCUGAGACUUACAGUGACUCUGGAGGAGGUGGCCUGGUUGGAGAAAUUGGACAUUGAUUUGUGA